AUGCCCGAGGAAACCAAUAACGCAGUUGAACUACUGGGAACCAUAGAAACCACCAUCAAUACAAUCACAAACAACCUUAAAGCCAACAGACUCGACAGGAGGAGCUUCCGAAAAUAUCUUGGUGAUUACGCUGAACGCACUGCCUCCGAUGGACGACUCAUCAAUGCUUCAAGGCAAAACUCUCAAUGUGCCAACCGUGGCUUGCUUCUGGCCUACGCUCAUAUGGAGUUGAUAUGUUGGCUGGCGAAAAGCAACUAUACCAUUUCAUCAACGUCCGUCAAAUGGUAUAGCUGGAGGAAGCUGUUCGCGAAAUACCGUCUGCCCUUGCUUGCGGUUACCUCGCAAACGUCCCAUUUGACAAACCACUUGCAGAAUAUCGGCAAGUUAGCAGAUCAGGUAUUUGCAGAUCUUGACGCCAACGAUGUAAAGUCAUAUGUCCUCGAGAGUUGUCGCCAUAGACUAAUGCGCAGAAAGAUUUUAAUCCCGCCAGAUUCUAUCAAAUACCGCAAAGUCCCACUGGGUCAGCCGGUUGGUCCUCCACCAGAUGAAUCUCAUGACCUAAUUCGUCGGGCCACGAUUGCCCAGAAGCAGCUUUCUCAGUGA
Penicillium coprophilum is the source of this 603-nucleotide messenger RNA. RefSeq names its product glyoxalase family protein. The transcript has 2 exons. Bases 1 to 603 code for a protein of 200 amino acids. The record is from RefSeq and is a predicted model, not a curated record. NCBI's taxonomy places the organism in Eukaryota, Fungi, Ascomycota, Eurotiomycetes, Eurotiales, Aspergillaceae.